Amphiprion ocellaris (clown anemonefish) is the source of this 1194-nucleotide messenger RNA. RefSeq names its product armadillo repeat containing 7 (gene armc7). The record is from RefSeq and is a predicted model, not a curated record. The transcript has 4 exons. Bases 116 to 691 code for a protein of 191 amino acids. NCBI's taxonomy places the organism in Eukaryota, Metazoa, Chordata, Actinopteri, Pomacentridae.
CGGACAUAUUUUAGCGACGGACCAAACAGCGAACAGGUGAAAAACAGCAGGUUAAUUUACCCACUUGUUCGUUUGUAUUUUGUACAAAGUUAAAGAGCAAAAUUGAUGCUGGAAGAUGUGGAGAAGAAGCUCCGCUGAAAGCUCCGACCGGUUUGAAUAUUUACAGACUUUGGUGACGGAGUUUCAGGACACCGACAGCGAAGAGGCGAAGGAGCAGGUUCUCGCUAAUCUCGCUAACUUCGCUUAUGACCCAAAGAACAUGGAUUAUCUGAAGGAGCUGCAGGUGGCUGAUCUCUUCCUGGACAUGUUGACUGAGGAGAACGAGAACUUUGUGGAGUUUGGGAUGGGUGGGCUGUGUAACCUCAGCAUGGACCCUGAAUGCAGAGACGUGAUCCUGCAGAGCGACGGGAUCAACUUGGUCACAAACUGCCUGUCGAGUCGGAGAGAAGAGACGGUUCUGUCGGCCGUCACCGUCCUCAUGAACCUCGUCACUCCGUCGUCUCGCUCCCAGAUCACCCAUCCUUCCAUCCUGCACUGCAUGCUGCGCUUCUCGCUCUCAGAAAGCCCUCGGCUGCGGAACCUGGCCGCCGUCUUCCUGCAGGACUGCUGCAGCGAGGAGCAGGUGAGCCGAGCCCAGCAGCAGAUGGAGGUCCAGCAGACGGCCGUCGGCAUCCCGCUGCCCAAGGACUGAACCACGGAGAGGAGCUGCUUGGACUCCAUCAGCCAGCCGGAUGCAGGCGCAGAUCUCCUCCCCCAUACGAGGAUCCUCAACGCCGACCACCUGCAGGACACAAAACACAGUUUAGUUAGUGGACUGAAGAAGAAAAAACUAAACUCAUGAGGAGACAACAGGUGCACAGAGCCCAAAAUAAGAGCCAGAUAUGGACGAUAAAGUAUUAAAAGAUAAACCAAGAAACUUUUAAUUAUUUUUAUUUAUCCUUUUUUCUUUUUUUUGUACAGUCAUUUAAUUUUCUUUUUGUACAAAUGAAGAGUUGCUUCAACCCUGUAAAACCAUCUGUUGCAGAAAUACAUCAGUUUAAUUUUGUAUUAUAAUAAAAAAUAAAAUAAUAAUCUUACUAUAUAUUUUAUAUAGAAAAAGGAACAAAAAAUAACUAAAAUUAAAAAACAUAUAUAUAAAAUAAAUUUUUAUAUAAUUUUUUGAAUUUUCUCUCUCUCUCUAUAUAUAUAUAUAUA